Rhodofomes roseus is the source of this 1838-nucleotide messenger RNA. RefSeq lists its product as uncharacterized. Gene Ontology annotation, molecular function: NAD binding; oxidoreductase activity, acting on the CH-OH group of donors, NAD or NADP as acceptor. The record is from RefSeq and is a predicted model, not a curated record. Lineage: Eukaryota; Fungi; Basidiomycota; Agaricomycetes; Polyporales; Fomitopsidaceae. The coding region runs from base 133 to 1527 and encodes 464 amino acids. The transcript has 2 exons.
CUGGGCGCCUAGCCCCAGACCCAGCAUCAUGACUCCCAGCUUUGCAAAAAUGAGUCCAUCGCACCCCGGCCGCUUGCAACUCGGACCACCCCAUUCUCUGCCGACAACUUGAGGCGUGUUCGCCAUUACAAAAUGUCUCAGUCCGUCAGCAUCCCCGCCCCGAAGCCCCACAACCAGGUCGUCGCUUCCCCGACCACCACCACCACCCUCCACGACAGGAUGGCCGCCCGACGGGACUCUAUUGUCAACUCCAAGAUCCGCGAGGCCAAGGUCUUGCAUCCCGUCGACAACGAGCACCUUAGGCUCCUCAUUCUGGAGAAUAUCAGCCAAGAGGCCGUCAAGGCUUUCCAGUCGCAAGGCUUCCAUGUUGACCACCACACGAAGGCCAUGUCGGAGGACGAGCUCGUAGAGAAGAUCGGGCAGUACCAUGCCAUCGGUAUCCGCAGUAAGACGAAGAUCACCGAGCGAGUCAUCAAGGCAGCAUCCAAGUUGCUGGUCAUUGGGUGCUUCUGCAUUGGCACCAAUCAGGUCGACCUCGAGACCGCUGCCAAAGCUGGCAUUCCCGUCUUCAACUCACCCUUCUCCAACUCGCGUUCCGUCGCCGAGCUCGUCAUUUCUGAAGUCAUCGCGCUCUCGCGACAGUACUUUCAGCGCGCGUUUGAGAUGCGCGAGGGCAUCUGGAACAAGCAGUCCAAAGGCUGCUGGGAGAUCCGUGGCAAGACGCUCGGCGUCGUUGGGUACGGCCACAUUGGCUCGCAGCUCUCCGUGCUGGCCGAGGCGUUCGGUAUGCGCGUCCUCUUCCAUGAUGUGGUCAACAUCAUGCCUCUGGGAUCGGCGCGGCAGGUCGAGUCGCUCAACGCGCUCCUGAACGAGUCCGACUUCGUCACACUGCACGUUCCCGAGCUCCCGGAAACCCUGAACAUGAUUUCCGGAGCGCAGUUGGCAGAAAUGAAGAAGGGUUCGUACCUGAUCAACAACGCUCGAGGGAAGGUGGUCGACAUCCCUGCUCUCGUCGAUGCGCUCAAGUCUGGCCACCUCGCCGGCGCUGCCCUUGACGUCUACCCCUCUGAGCCCGGCUCGAACGGCUCGCCCUUCGACGAUCAGCUUAACUCUUGGUCGUCCACCCUCCGCUCCAUCCCCAACGUCAUCCUUACGCCGCACAUCGGCGGGUCCACCGAGGAAGCGCAGCGCAUGAUCGGCGAGGAGGUCUCCUCCGCGCUGACACGCUACCUCAACUACGGCUCAACAAUGGGCGCGGUCAACUUCCCUGAGGUCGACCUGCGCGCGAUCACCGCGGAGCAGCAGGGCAUCCGCGUCUGCCAUGUGCACAACAACAUCCCCGGCGUGCUGCGCCAGGUCAACGAGGUCCUCUCGCCGUACAACGUCGAGAAGCAAUUCUCAGACUCCAAGGGCGACGUCGCGUACCUCAUGGCGGACAUUGCGGACGUCAGCCCGAGCGACAUCAACAAGCUCCGCGAGCUUCUCAGCAAGACGAGCGCGAACAUCCUCACGCGGUUAUUGGUGUAGUGUUCGGAGCGUUCACUGGGUACGUCAGGUGGUUGGCAUUGCCACUGUAUCAAAAGGACGACGCCGUGUUGUGUUGCUCGUCCGUCCACUCAACUGGAUAUUCCACUCAACUGGAGACACUCGCUAUUGUACUAUACGUAUAUGCUGACCACCUAGAUGCUGUAUAAUUAGAACGAAAGGAUUGUAUGUUCAAGAUAAACCAUAGGCCUGUCAAUGAAUAGCUUGCUGGCUGCGCGUGAUUGCUUCACGACCUGCGAACAUAGACUCAAAGAUUGACAUCAAUUGAAUAACAGUGCUGUUGAUACAUCCGA